GCGCAGUCGGUGGUGUCAUGGCUCCGAGCGCGCAGGCGGGGGGCAGCCGCGGUCAGAGCACGGGUCCGGGGCUCCGGCAGGGAAUCCGCGCCGUGCUGCUGGGGCCGCCCGGUGCCGGCAAGGGCACGCAGGCUCCGAAGCUUGCUGAGACCUACUGCGUCUGCCACCUGGCAACUGGGGACAUGCUGCGGGCCAUGGUGGCCUCGGGGUCCGAGCUGGGAAAACGGCUCAAAGAGACAAUGGAUUCAGGGAAGCUGGUGAGUGAUGAGAUGGUGGUGGAGCUGAUUGAGAACAACCUUGACUCUCCUCCCUGCAAGAAUGGCUUCCUCCUGGAUGGCUUCCCACGCACAGUGAAACAAGCUGAAAUGCUGGAUGAGCUCCUGGAGAAGAGGAGAGAGAAGCUGGAUUCUGUCAUAGAGUUCAGCAUCCCCGACUCCUUGCUCAUCCGGAGGAUCACUGGACGGCUGAUUCACCCAGCGAGCGGCCGCUCUUAUCAUGAGGAGUUCAGACCCCCGAAAGAGCACAUGAAGGACGAUGUGACUGGAGAGCCCCUGAUCCGCCGUUCAGAUGACAACGAAACAGCCUUGAAAACCCGGCUGAAGGCUUACCACACCCAGACCUCCCCCCUGGUCUCCUACUACAGCAAAAGAGGGAUCCACACGGCCGUGGAUGCCUCUCAGUCUCCUGAUGUGGUGUUUGCUAGCAUUCUGGCAGCCUUCUCCAGAGCCACAUGUAAAGACCUGGUUAUGUUCAUUUAGGGCUCUGUCCCAGGAUGGAGCUUUCCCUUUCUUCUCUCUCUCUCUCUCUCUCUGUUUGUCUCUGUCUUUCUGGGGCCAGGGAGGGUGAAGAGCUAAGCAGAGUAGAAGAGGAGGGGAUGAGGUGAUGCAGCCCGAGGCAGGGCUAUGCUAAUUCUCUUUAAUUAAACGAGCUGUUAACGGUCUCUUAUCUCAGCAUAUGUGAACAUUAUGUGUCUGCGGGAGCCAGGGAUUUGUCCCCUAGAGGUCGCAGUGAGCCCAAGCACCCCCUGCCAGAGUUGGGGUUUAUACCCCCGAGGUUCAAAAGGCUUUUUGGUGGUUUGGUUUUUGGUUUUUUUCAGUCUGUAGCUUCCUGGAAGGAGACGGACUUUCAGCUGCUCCACAGGGAAUUACCAUAAGGUUGGAGGUCAGGACUGAUCUGUGAGGGGAAGGACCUGGGCAGGGUGCCAGAGAGGUGAUGUUCUGUCAGCAGAGCGUUGGUGGUGGGAAGGCUGUGAAGGGCUCUCUGUGUGUCCACCAGGGGAGGGAGAGCUUGUCCCUGUGUCUGAGCACAGCUUGCUGCUGCUGCUCGGGGCUGGAGAGAACUUAUUCUCCUUGUAUGGGCUCUUCUCUGUGGGAUGGCAGGUUACCCGAGAGUCUUCCUCCCAUUCUGAUGAAGCUUGUGGGGGAGUGCUGGGGGGUUUCAACCUCUCCUCAUUUAUGGGCCUCAAUAUGUAUAUGUAAAUGUUAGUGAGGGACUUUCUGGUUUGCUGAUUUUGGUUUUUUUAACAUCAUGAAGUUUCUGGUCAGUCUGACAGUCACUGUGUGUGGCAAGUUGGGAUCUCCUGGGGACAAGAAAAGGCCUUGGGUUUUAUCUCUUCACUCUUGCCUUGGCUUUGGCCAAGGAAGAUGUGUUGAGCUUCUCCUGGUCCCAAAAUCUAAAUAAAGCCUAGCUGCAAGCCAGAUGAUUUCUCAAGGCCUGAGAGGCAGCCUUAUUAACCACCAGCUUUGUGUGCCCUUGAGCCAAUGACCUUCAUUAUGAGCUCCUGGGAAUGUAUUUGUUUCUUGAGCAAAUCCAACAGCUCCAUCAGGCUGCUCAUUUGAGGAUACCACGUGUCGUGUGGUUAAUGCCCCAGCUUCUCAGGACCAUUACUCUAUUUGGUGACCCUGGUGACAACCUUUGUCCCUGUGGGAUUCCAGCCCACCUUACUGGAGGACCCCGCUUAUUGGCCCAGAUAAAAUUUUGUCCUUUAGCUUUCCAUGUAUGUUUACUGAUUUGGUGGUGGUUAGUCCUGUUGAAGAGAUGGUCUGUCUCCUUCCUUCCACUGGGCUGCCUAGGGCUGCAUGUCCAGAGCAGAUGCCUAAUACUCAGGGAUCACUCUUUUUCUUUAUAAUUUCUCUUUUAUCUGAAAAUAGCUCUCGUCCUUGUACAUCCUUUCCAGGGAAACAACCCCUUCCCUUCCAGCUAACAGGAAAGAACACCAGGAACUGAAAGCUGUUGAGUUGUUGCUCUUUGAAAGCACAUGUCUGUGGGGAGAGGGUUUGAAAGGAAACGGUUCUGGCUUAAUCAGCAGCCUGCAGUCCUCUGGGGUCCCCCAGGUGGCUGUUGCCUUCUCCAUCAUCUGUGUCUUCCCUGUGUGAGAGGACAGCCCCAGCACCAGGGAGGUGGAGGGGAGCAGCUAAUGCCGGGCUGCCAUGUUCCAGGGUAGUGGAGAGGACAGUGUCAGAACUGCCUCUCCAUGGCUGUAAAGAAAUGCUGAGUGGAAGGAGCUUUGAUUUUGGCAACUCAAGAGAGGCCCAGAGGAGGGCUGCAGCCCCUGCCUAAUGGCAGGAGGGGCUCUGGGGCUCUAAGCCAGUUGUUGCUCCUGGACUUGCUCAAGGUUUUACUCUACAGUGUGAACACUCUGUUUUUCCACUCUAUUUUUUUUCCACUUUGUGCUCACUUUUGGAUCCAGCUUGCCAGCCUUUUCCUGCCAUAAGCCAUGAUUAAUUUUGUUUUUUUUUCCCCUAAAUAUUUUUUUUUCUUUGUUCCCAUUUAUUCCAGCUGAAUGACUCCGUGAACCAGAUGAGAGACCACCAAAUGCUGCACACUCUGCUACAUCACCCAUUGCAGCCCUCCCCUGCGUGCAGGGGAGGCAGGGAGGGGGUUACUAUUGAUGGGAGGGAAAUAAGGAGGUGGUAGACAAGGGGCUUGGGGGCUGUUUUGCUUGUUUUUCUUAAUUAGCAGAAUCACUGAAGAGGAGAUGGAAUUCUCCUUAAAAAUUACAGUUUGGGGAGACAAAACAAUUGUACAGAGUGAAACAUGUCUGCCAGUGAUCAAAUCAUGGGUCCUUGACCCUGUUGGAGGAUAGGGCUAGAUGUCAUUCCAGGCUUCUCCAGGACUUUCAGACUUUCAGGGUUUGUCUCAUGGGCUCUUGGUACUCUGAGGCCACUGUGAGGUUUGCUGUGAUUUUUUUUUUUUUUUUUUUUUUUUUCCUCCUCUUCUCUGAAGUUGCUUCCUGACAGCUAGGACCAAAAAAUGAACAAAUGACUCAUCAGUUCUGAAAGGGAAAGGGAAAAAACAAAACAAAAAGAUUCCUUGUUCUUUUCCUGGAAGUUCUGUUUUUCUUGUUCUGCUGCAUUCCUAAACGCGGCAUAGAGACUUCUCCAGGUUUCUCUGGUGCUGAACAGAGGGGCUGUGGUUCUAGUCCAAGCCUGCCUUACUUGGCCAUCGGGUGGCUUUCCUAUGAUCUUGACCAAGCUGGAAUUCUUGCAAUGCUGAAGAAAUGCAAAAGAGACUUCCUUAAUUGACUGCAAAAAUGACACUUAAUUGGGGUUGGGUGUUUUUUGCAUUUCUUUUUAGAUCAAAUGGUGCCUUGUCUAACCUCUGAAUCAAUAAUAAAAUAACCCCUUUACAUUUUUA
This is a messenger RNA of Calypte anna (Anna's hummingbird), 3636 nucleotides long. RefSeq names its product adenylate kinase 2 (gene AK2). The record is from RefSeq and is a predicted model, not a curated record. Gene Ontology annotation, molecular function: ATP binding; AMP kinase activity. The transcript has 6 exons. Gene Ontology annotation, biological process: ADP biosynthetic process. Gene Ontology annotation, cellular component: mitochondrion; cytoplasm. Lineage: Eukaryota; Metazoa; Chordata; Aves; Apodiformes; Trochilidae. The coding region runs from base 18 to 758 and encodes 246 amino acids.